AUGAAGGUGUUUCUAACAAUUCUCGCUUUGGCUGUUGCCUCCGCCUCGGCAUUCGAGUCGGUCGUCCAUCCUAAGGACAUUCCCAAGGUCAACAAGAUCGAAGGCCGUAUCACCAAUGGCUACCCAGCCCCUGAGGGCAAGGCCCCCUAUACCGUUGGACUGGGCUUCAGCGGCGGCUGGUGGUGCGGUGGUUCCAUUAUUGGAAACACCUGGGUCCUGACUGCCGAGCACUGCACGGGUUCUGACGUCACCGUCUACUUCGGUGCCACCUGGCGCACCAACGCCCAGUUCACCCACUGGGUCAGCGGCAAUGACAUCAUCAACCACAACAGCGCUGACAUCGCUCUGAUCCGCAUUCCCCAUGUGGACUUCUGGCACAUGGUUAACAAGGUGGAGCUGCCCAGCUACAACGAUCGCUACAACGACUACAACAAUAACUGGGCCGUUGCUUGCGGCUGGGGUGGUACCUACGAUGGCAGCCCAUUGCCCGACUAUCUUCAGUGCGUCGACCUGCAGAUCAUGCACAACUCCGAGUGCCAGCAGACUUACGGCUCUGGAACUGUUACUGACAACAUCCUCUGUGUGAGAACUCCCGACGGCAAGUCCACCUGCGGUGGUGACUCCGGUGGUCCAUUGGUUACACACGACAGCAACAAACUGGUCGGUGUUACCAACUGGGUUUCUGCUGCCGGUUGCCAAUCUGGACACCCAUCUGGCUUCCAGCGUGUCACCUACCACUUGGACUGGAUUCGUGACCACACUGGCAUUUCUUACUAAUAAGCUACUGCUUCCAAAAUGACCCAAAUAAAGCAUACAUAUAUAAAAUGAA
Molecule: messenger RNA, 829 nt
Organism: Drosophila novamexicana
Lineage: Eukaryota; Metazoa; Arthropoda; Insecta; Diptera; Drosophilidae
Product: serine protease 1-like
Exons: 1
Coding region: 1-777 (258 amino acids)
Biological process (GO): proteolysis
Molecular function (GO): serine-type endopeptidase activity
Source: RefSeq, a predicted model, not a curated record